Messenger RNA from Erinaceus europaeus (western European hedgehog), 2508 nucleotides. RefSeq names its product ATP binding cassette subfamily F member 3 (gene ABCF3). Gene Ontology annotation, molecular function: ATP binding; ATP hydrolysis activity. NCBI's taxonomy places the organism in Eukaryota, Metazoa, Chordata, Mammalia, Eulipotyphla, Erinaceidae. The transcript has 21 exons. Bases 76 to 2205 code for a protein of 709 amino acids. The record is from RefSeq and is a predicted model, not a curated record.
CCGCGUGAGGGGUUGGAUGGGCGGGUCUUGGCCGAGGUCACACGACUGCUGAGCGGACGGGAGCCCGGCUGGAACAUGGCGACUUGCGCCGAGAUCCUGCGGAGCGAGUUCCCGGAGAUCGAUGGGCAGGUCUUCGACUACGUGACGGGCGUUCUGCACAGCGGCAGCGCGGACUUCGAGUCUGUGGACGACCUGGUGGAAGCCGUGGGGGAGCUGCUGCAAGAGGUGUCCGGGGACAGCAAGGAUGACGCGGGCAUCAGGGCCGUGUGCCAGCGCAUGUACAACACCCUGCGCCUGGCCGAGCCUCAGAGCCAGGCAAACAGUCAGGUGCUCCUGGACGCCCCCAUCCAGUUGUCAAAGAUAACGGAGAGCUACGACUGUGACACCAAACUUCCAGGGCUGCUAAAGAGGGAACAGUCCUCGACGGUGAAUGCCAAGAAACUGGAGAAGGCAGAGGCUCGACUGAAAGCAAAGCAGGAGAAGCGCUCGGAGAAGGACACACUCAAAGCCAGUGGUCCUCUAGUCUUGGAAGAGGCAUCAGCCAGCCAGGCAGGCAGCAGGAAGGAGAGUCGGUUAGAGUCGUCUGGGAAGAAUAAAUCCUAUGAUGUGCGAAUUGAGAACUUCGACGUGUCUUUCGGUGACAGGGUGCUGCUGACGGGCGCAGAUGUGAACUUGGCGUGGGGCCGCCGCUACGGACUAGUGGGCAGGAACGGGCUGGGGAAGACCACGCUGCUGAAGAUGCUAGCCACCCGGAGCCUGCGCGUUCCUGCCCACAUUUCCCUGCUGCACGUGGAGCAGGAGGUGGCAGGGGACGACACUCCCGCCCUUCAGAGCGUGCUGGAAAGUGACACCGUGCGGGAAGACCUGCUGCGGCGGGAGCGGGAACUCAGUGCUCAUAUUGCUGCGGGCCGGGCCGAGGGCUCUGAAGCUGCACGGCUGGCGGAAAUCUAUGCCAAACUGGAGGAGAUUGAGGCCGAUAAGGCACCUGCCAGGGCGUCUGUCAUUCUUGCUGGGCUGGGCUUUACCCCUAAGAUGCAGCAGCAGCCCACCCGGGAGUUUUCAGGCGGCUGGAGGAUGAGGCUGGCUCUGGCGCGGGCUCUGUUUGCUCGGCCUGAUCUGCUGCUGUUAGAUGAACCCACAAACAUGCUGGACGUCAGGGCCAUUCUGUGGCUGGAGAAUUACUUGCAGACAUGGCCCUCCACAAUCCUGGUCGUCUCUCAUGACCGCAACUUCCUGAACGCCAUCGCCACUGACAUCAUCCACCUGCACAGCCAGCGGCUGGACGGCUAUCGGGGAGACUUCGAGACAUUUAUCAAGAGCAAGCAGGAGCGACUGCUCAACCAGCAGCGUGAAUACGAGGCGCAGCAGCAGUACCGCCAACAUAUCCAGGUCUUCAUUGACCGAUUCCGCUACAAUGCCAACCGCGCCUCUCAGGUGCAGAGCAAGCUCAAGAUGCUGGAGAAGCUCCCAGAGCUGAAGCCCGUGGACAAGGAGCUGGAGGUGGUGAUGAAGUUCCCAGAUGGCUUUGAGAAGUUCUCUCCACCCAUCCUGCAGCUGGAUGAGGUGGAUUUCUACUAUGACCCUAAGCACAUCGUCUUCAGCUGUCUCUCCGUCUCUGCUGACCUCGAGUCCCGCAUCUGUGUGGUUGGGGAGAAUGGAGCAGGAAAGUCUACCAUGCUGAAGCUGCUUAUGGGGGACCUGACUCCCGUCCGAGGCAUCAGACACGCUCACAGGAACCUGAAGAUCGGCUACUUCAGCCAGCACCACGUGGAGCAGCUAGACCUGAACGUCAGUGCUGUGGAACUGCUCGCACGCAAGUUCCCUGGCCGGCCUGAGGAGGAGUAUCGCCAUCAGCUGGGCCGCUAUGGCAUAUCUGGAGAGCUAGCCAUGCGCCCUGUCGCCAGCCUGUCUGGGGGCCAGAAGAGCCGGGUGGCCUUUGCUCAGAUGACCAUGCCCUGCCCCAACUUCUAUAUCCUGGAUGAACCCACGAACCACCUGGACAUGGAGACGAUUGAAGCCCUGGGCCGUGCCCUCAAUAAUUUCAGGGGCGGCGUGAUUCUUGUGUCCCACGAUGAACGCUUCAUCCGACUUGUGUGCCGGGAGCUGUGGGUGUGCGAAGGCAACGGCGUGACGCGAGUGGAGGGCGGCUUUGACCAGUACCGUGCCCUUCUCCAGGAGCAGUUCCGCCGGGAGGGCUUCCUCUAGGUCCCUGGGCUGUGGACGGUGCUCAGGACAUGGACUGGCCUCUCGGACCCCUGGGCCACCGCAGUGGCAGCCUUUUCCAGACCACAGACUCCCCUGUCUUUGGGAACAGCCUUACUUCCACUUCUCUCCCUCUGACUGGCGUGUCUUCUGCAUAGUCCAGGGAGCCCCGUCUAAAGUAUCCGUGAGGACUGGUGUUCCAGGGGAUGGGCAGGCAGUGCCCUGUGGGGUUCUGGGGUUCCACACUGCCCUGGCUCUGACUGGGCCUCGAAUGGCUGCUGUGUACAUUAAAUCUCUCCCUGCGGC